Molecule: messenger RNA, 2723 nt
Organism: Ailuropoda melanoleuca (giant panda)
Lineage: Eukaryota; Metazoa; Chordata; Mammalia; Carnivora; Ursidae
Gene: TMEM230
Product: transmembrane protein 230
Exons: 4
Coding region: 170-559 (129 amino acids)
Biological process (GO): synaptic vesicle transport
Cellular component (GO): endomembrane system; synaptic vesicle
Source: RefSeq, a predicted model, not a curated record
GCGCGCCGCCGUUCGGCGCGUCACUUCCGGCGCCGAGCUGGGCGGGGGGGGCGCUGGGUGGCCGUUUGGUGAGGCGUGCCAUGAGGCUUCAGGCGCCUCUGCUGCCAACCGUGAGCGAGCUGUCGGCGGGCGGGCGGCCUGGCGCGGCGCUCCGCUGUGGCAGUGUGUUAUGAUGCCGUCUCGUACCAACCUGGCUACUGGAAUCCCCAGUAGUAAAGUGAAAUACUCAAGGCUCUCCAGCACAGGCGAUGGCUACAUUGACCUUCAGUUUAAGAAGAGCCCUCCUAAGAUACCAUAUAAGGCCAUUGCACUUGCUACAGUGCUGUUUUUGAUUGGCGCCUUUCUCAUAAUCAUAGGCUCCCUCCUGCUGGCCGGCUAUAUCAGCAAAGGGACAGGCGAGAGCACCACCAGCCCACCCUGUCUUUCUGGGCCUUCCAAGAGGAGCCUCUUCCUUCCUGGCAGCUCAAGCAGAUGCCUCCUCGGAUCCCCACUGGACCAGCCUGGGUUUCCUGCCCACAAGGGAACUAAUCUCUGUAACCAGAGGAAUGGAGUCUGUUAACUGUCAAACCAGUUGGGGUCCAUGUGGGAGCUCAGGUAGGGGUCGAUACCCCAAAGCUGCAUGCCUGAGAAUGGGAGAGUGACAAUUUAACCAAGGAAAACUGGGUGCAGUUGAUAAAGGGGGGAUGGAUGCUGGGGCAACAUUGUGAUGUCAUCACUGAUACGUAUUUUGUAUAAUUAGAUCCGUCAGUCAGUUAGUGCUCCGUGAGUUCCAGUAACAAAGUGAGCGUCUUGAUGAGAUUUUGGGUUGGGUUGAGUCAAGGAUUCAGGUGCAAAUGAUUUAUGAAGGAAGUGCCCCCAGGAGAAACCUGUAAGGGGAUGGGGCAGGGGGAGCAAGACAGGGAAGGGGAGGAGGCCCAGCAAGGAUGCCAUUGGGGAGAUAUUUCAGCCUCAGCCUGACCCCUCCCAAACUGAGUAUAAAAUUACACCCCCGGGGUGGCCGGUGGCUCAGUUGGUUAUGGUUACGCAUCUGCCUUCGGUUCAGGUCAUGAUCUCAGGGUCCUGGGAUCGAGCCCCCCAUCGGGCUCCCUGCUCAGCGGGGAGUCUGCUUCUCCCUCUCCCAAUCUUUAAAAAAAAAAAGUGUACCCCCAGGAAAAGGAACUGGGCUGUCAUCCUCCUGUCACCCCAGUCUUUAGCUACUUGGCCUUGGCCAACGGGGAUCUUGAAACUCUCAGAUACUUCCCAUCCUCCAAGCAGUCAAGGAGGCUCCUUUGCCCAAGGGUGGCCUUAUGCAGCGUGCGCGCAGCAGCCCCUCACAGCAGAGCUGGCUCGAUUCGGAGGCACAGAGCCAAUCAAAGGUGGGCCUUCCCCGGAGUCCAGUGCAGAGCAGCUGUGACCAGGAUCUGCUGUGAAAGCAGAUGCCAGAUGGGCAGGCCCUGGGGGCUGAGAGCAGGGCGGGGGCAAGCGCUGUAUCUCGAGGGGAGGUGCUGCAGGAAGAGCCACGUGGAGGAGUGCCGGUAAGGCCAAGGAACAGCCCACCGGGCCGGGAAGAACGGAGCUGUAGAAAGGAGUGGGGUUGUGUACAAACAGCGGCGUGGAGGGGGCCAAUCCAAGAGUGGGGGACACAAAGAGCCCCUUGUCCAGUGUCGCCCACUGUGGGGCAUCAGGUCCCACCACCCCAAGCCUCAGACUGGCCUUGACUCCCCCGGCUCUGAGCGGGCGGCCUGCCUGCCCCGGGUUUGCGAGCUACUCUUCACCCAGGCCCCAGGCCCCUCUGCCUGAAUUUGGCUCCAUCUCUGUCCCUCAGUAGCGCCUUGCUGAUACCCUGGAGCCUAUGGCCUGAGCCACUGAAGUCGAGGCCCAGGGAAGGAAAGACGGAGGCCGUCCAGGCGGGCUCCAUCUGGGCUCAGCCUCUGCGUGGCAGUCACUACCGGCGCCGGGGCUAGAUCCCCUGGCAGCCGUCUCUCUGCUUAUGUGUGCCCAGCCCAUGGGGCUUCCCGCUCUUCCCCGUGCCUGUGACUUUCGUGGGAAGGCGGCCCUGGACUUCUGGAGUGUUCUGCACCCCCCAGGGCAGCCCCUAAUCACUGAAUGAGAGCAGGGAGAGGCCAGUCCAGCUCUUCUGCCAGGAGCCAAGACAACCUCAGGAUAGAAUCAACACUCUUGCGCUUCCCAAGGGACCAGAGGAGGCUCGAACUUCACCUGAAACACCACCCAGCCUCAGCUUCCUCCCUCUCCCCGCCUCCUACUCCCCCCCUCCUACUCCCCCCCUUCCUGUUAACCCUGCAAACCCUUCCCCAGUAAUCUCUCACACGAAGCCUCAUUUCAGUCUGUUUCUGGGGAAUCCGACCUGAGUUGCUGCUCCGGUUGGCCCAGGUUACUCAGGCUGUCAGUCCCCACAGGAGGCUGGAACUCGAUCUUCAGGAAGCUCCAAGCUCAAGUUCUUACAGCCUCAUUACCAGCAAAGGAAAAAGUUCUUCCCUGUCAGCUGCAAAGAGAAAAAUCCCAGAGAGAGUUCUGCUUGGCCAACAUGGAUCACAUGUCCAUCCCUGCAACCAUAACCAUGGACAGGAGAGUGGGGUCCUGCUAAUUCCCCAAGGACCACACAAUUUAGAAAGUGAGGAAGUGGGGGCACCAAGUGGGGGCACCUGAGUGGCUCAGUUGGCUGAGCAGCUGACUCUUGAUUUCAGCUCAGGUCAUGAUCCCGGGGUCCUGGAGGUCCUGGGAUC